AUGCGAGAUAAUAACGUUGAAAGCAGUACCGAAUCACCGACAAACAAUUCAGCGUAUGAUAUGGAUACAUUUUACGAGAUGAAACAACGUUUGUUAGCAGAACGUACAGAAAUGAAAGCUAUCGAAAUGCUGCAGAUGCUGCUUUCUCAUAAUGUGGAGCAUAUUGACUGGGAUGCAUUUCCAGAUUUGAAGGAUUUAAUCAUUUGUAUUCUUGAUACUAUCGGUAUAGUUUCCUUAACUGAAAAACACCAAAUUUUGGUCUUGAAUGGAAUUAACAAUAGCCAUCCAAAAGUUGUUGACGUGCUUGUCGAUUAUUAUAUACGGCAUAUCGAUGAAGUCUAUGAAAUGCUUGCCAAUUCACAUAUAGCUGUAACGAUUGCAUUUGCACGCCGAGUUUGUGAUUUCGAUUGUGCUGGAUCGAUAGCUGUUCUGUUGACACGCUUUGCAUCACUAAAAUUGGUGCAAGAUGAGUUACUAAAUCAGCUGAAUUCAAAUCGCGCUGAAGUUCGAUUUCGAGUACAUCAGAUAACAACUUUGGUGAUGAAGAAAGAAGAUGAUUUGCAAAAAAUCGGAGAUUUAAUCAAUCGGUUAGCUGAAGAGCUUGAAUCUACUGAUAUUUUAAUCCAGAUCAAUGCUGUCGAGAUGUUUGCUGAUGGUGCUUCGCAAAAACCAUCCACUGCGAAGUAUUUGUUAUCGACAGGAAUCGUUGAUCAUCUCAACAGAUUGUUUAUUCAAUGCAUGGAGCAGCCAGAUGCAGGUUUUCUCUAUCCCGCUCUUAUCAAGUUUUUUGGACAUCUUUCUGUGGCUGAUGUGGAAUGUUUGUCUCAAUAUCCGAAAUUUUUGGAUUCAUUAUUUGAUUUGAUUUAUCACUUUGACCGAUUGGACGCUUCAUUACGUCUUAUUGCUUUUGAUACACUUGGUGCUGUGGGAUCAACCGAUCGUGCUAAGAAAUUCCUGGACAGACAGCACAAUAAUUGUAGUAUUCUGUUUCUAGCACAGUGUGAUAUGAAGAGAGCAAUGAAUGCAUUUGGUGUGGCUAUUGCAAGUGGACCAAUAGAUUUGCGAGUACGACAUAUUAAUGCUUUGUCGAUGAUGUUGGAGGUCAAAGAUGAACUUGAGGAUGCUGAUGCAGAUACUGUCGCGCAGAAAUGGUUCAAUUGGCUUGGUGAGGCAUUUCCAUCAGUUAUAAUUUCAUAUCUAAAUAAACCAUUUAAUGAUGUUCGAAUAUCGUCAUUACGAUUGCUUUUGGCACUUUUCGAUCAUAAAUGGGCAAUUCGCAUAUUCUGUCUCGCUUCCGGCUUUCUGGUAUCUAUCUUAAAUCGAAAUACUGAAAGGAAUGCCGAGGGUAAGCAAUGUAAAUAUGAUGUCAUUUGCAAACUUAUCGAUAGCGCUGAUUCGAUGAUUUCACCGGAAGAUAUGAUCAGGCUAAAGUUGUACCGUCGUGAGGGAGCAUUUUAUGUUGAAAGGAGUCCACAGAUUGAUAUGGAAAAUGAUUGA
Molecule: messenger RNA, 1497 nt
Organism: Acanthocheilonema viteae
Lineage: Eukaryota; Metazoa; Nematoda; Chromadorea; Rhabditida; Onchocercidae
Source: the annotation of a GenBank genome assembly